AUGGCACGCAGGUACGAAUCCCACGGCUGUCGUGUGGGGUGUCAUCUUAAAUGCCAUCGGCCGAAGCUCAUUGAAAUACCAAAGGGUGACUGGUUCUGCGCCGAGCAUGCUCCUGGUGGAGGAGCUCGGCCAAAUACGGAGCGAACAGUCACCGUCCAUCUGCCCCCAGGGGCGAAAGGGACGUGUUUGAAACCCAGUCGGGCUUGGUUAAAAGGCCAUUGUGGAGAUGCAGGGCAACCCAUCUGGGAUGCUGGUUUCAUGAACGAGUGCACCAUAUGUGGUCAGUGGUUCUCGCGAGGUGGCUACCUCGAGCAUGCGAAGUGUGACACUCCCAUUAAGCCAACUGAUGGCAACCGCUUGGCGAACGGUGAGAUGACGAAUUCACUCGUUGAGUGGGAACCAGGAUACCCCGGGUAUCCUGGUAAGUCACAGUAG
This is a messenger RNA of Perkinsus marinus ATCC 50983, 435 nucleotides long. RefSeq lists its product as hypothetical. The record is from RefSeq and is a predicted model, not a curated record. The transcript is spliced from 4 exons. NCBI's taxonomy places the organism in Eukaryota, Perkinsozoa, Perkinsida, Perkinsidae. Bases 1 to 435 code for a protein of 144 amino acids.